AUGAUUGCACCCAAUACUUGUACAACCAAAAAACCAACAACACACCCACAAUGGCUAAUAACCAAUGAUAACAACCAUGGAUUGAAUAGUAAAAUAAAUAAAUACAAAAUGGCUAAAAGAGAACAUGAAGAACGUAUUCGUUCAGAUAAGAAAAUGAAAUUAUCAGCAAAGAAAGAAGAGAUGGCAAUUGAUUCUGAAUUAUUAGGUCAACAAUCUUCAUAUGCUCAAAAUUCUACUGGUGGGCCUGGUGCUGGAAAUAAAGAAAACCAUGUUGAAAUCGAUCAAGCUGCCGCAGCUGCUCAAGCCGUAGCUGCAGCUGUUGCAUCCAAUGAAGGUGAACAAGCUGAACAAGAUCGUGAACGUACUGAAGAAGAACAACAGCAGCAACAACAAGACCAACAACAACAACAUCGUGAGGAAACUCCUGCUGAACAAGCUGAACGUCAGGCCCAACAACAACAACAGGUUCAACAACAACAACAAUAUGGUUAUCAAGCACAACAACCUGACUCGUUUAGACAAACUAGUAUACCACAAGUGCCACAAGGACUUAAGCCACAACAUGGUUCUGAUGAAUGGCAUAGACAAAGAAAAGAGAAUCAUAAAGAGGUUGAAAGAAGAAGACGCGAAGCAAUUAAUUUAGGAAUUAAAGAAUUGGCUUCAUUGAUUCCAACUACUGAUACUAACAAAGCACAAAUCUUACAAAGAGCUGUUGAAUAUAUUAAAAGAUUAAAAGAGAAUGAAAAUAAUAAUAUUGAAAAAUGGACUCUUGAAAAAUUAUUGACUGAACAAGCUGUUUCUGAAUUAAGUGCUUCUAAUGAGAAAUUGAAACAAGAAUUAGAAAGAGCUUAUCGAGAAAUUGAACAUUUGAAGAAUACCAGUUCUUCAAAUAGUAAAGAAAAGAAGGGAAGAGAUUAA
This is a messenger RNA of Hemisphaericaspora subhashii, 918 nucleotides long. It is a transcript of the gene CBF1, whose product is annotated as Cbf1p. Gene Ontology annotation, molecular function: DNA-binding transcription factor activity; protein dimerization activity. Bases 1 to 918 code for a protein of 305 amino acids. Lineage: Eukaryota; Fungi; Ascomycota; Pichiomycetes; Serinales; Debaryomycetaceae. The record is from RefSeq and is a predicted model, not a curated record. The transcript is spliced from 2 exons. Gene Ontology annotation, cellular component: nucleus.